Epinephelus fuscoguttatus (brown-marbled grouper) is the source of this 4215-nucleotide messenger RNA. RefSeq names its product ribonuclease H2, subunit C (gene rnaseh2c). The transcript has 5 exons. The record is from RefSeq and is a predicted model, not a curated record. Gene Ontology annotation, cellular component: ribonuclease H2 complex. The coding region runs from base 78 to 488 and encodes 136 amino acids. Gene Ontology annotation, biological process: RNA catabolic process. Lineage: Eukaryota; Metazoa; Chordata; Actinopteri; Perciformes; Serranidae.
CGCAGCGACCGGCGCUACCCGGAAAUGCUCCAAUAUUACGUUUCAUUUACAGAAAAAGUUGGAAAAGUGCUGGAAGGAUGUCCUGUAACACCAGUGUGACUCGUGUCCUUGUGUCAUCUGUGGGCCAAGCACAGCGGGUCCCAGUCCAGCUGAUGCCCUGUGAGAUUGAACAUAGUGGACUGGCCUCGGUCUCACAGUACUUGACUGCUACCACCAAAGAUGGCAAACUAGAAAAGACAGUGUCAUUCAGAGGACGUGGGUUGAAGGGACAGGAGCUCAGCUGUCCACAUGGCUACACUGGCUUGGUGCUGAAAGAGAUCAACAAGCCCGGCUCAGACCAAGAGGACAGAACAGUGAAGGUAACCUCUGUGUUUGACAAGCUGACCUACUGGAACCUGGAGACGCCUCCGAACUCAGACGAUACAGUUGUGAUGGCGAUGGAUUGGCCAGAGCUGGCUGAGGCGAUCCACGGGCCAGUGGAAGACUGAAGAGGUUUCUGGCCACACUCAGUGAAAGAAAGGCUUAUAACGAGUGUUAUUCAGUGUUACUAUAGCAGAGUAAUGAGCAACAGAUGUAAUGUUUAUAUUUUUGUAUAUGUUCUUUUGUAGUGAAACACAGGAAAAUAAAAGAUACUGCUGACUGAACAACCAGUGUGAUUAUGAUUCACUGAAACAAUACCUCCACAUUGUUUCUACUCAACAGUGUAUUCACAAGGUAACAUUUAGAUUUUGCACACUGGCUACCAUGAAAGUCUUGGAAAUGAUCACAGACUGAACCGUCCCUUCUGAAUAUCCAAAAUGCUUCAAUUUGCGUGAUAAUACCAGUCAGUUUUCAUCAGUACAUACAGAAACUGUAGAAAUGGUGCAGGACAACAAAUUCCAAAGUGUCAAACAGUCAUUUAGGCACAUUUAAAGUUUAAAUUUAAACAUUUAAAGAAGUCACAUGGGCAGUAAGAAAUGCCAAACACAUUAAGGGUAGAUCCCCAAACUAACCCUGACGGAGAACGCCCAGAACACUCGAUGAAAUAUGUGGCAAAAACAUAAGUAUGAUAAGAAAGCCAUAGUGAUCAGAGAAUCUGGCUGAUUUUACAGUAAACGCUUGUAUAUAAUUGUGGACAGCUACCACAAAUGCAUUGAUGGGUUGUCAAUUUCAGUUUGCAUGGCUGACACUUUAAUAUUUCUGGGCCAGUUGCCUCUCCCUCAUCAGACUUCUUGCUGCAAUUUUCAAAGAAAUAAGGGAAAGUAAAGGCCAUUUGGCACAGCUGAUUUUCUACGCCAUCAGAUACAGAGUAGUGUGAAUAUCUGCUAUUGAUGAAGCAGCUUCAUUAAAACUGAUGCAAGGAAAAGCUUGUAUUCCGGAUUUCCAUGGUCAUGACAUUCCUGGAAAUGUAAUGAAAUUAGAUAAAAUGCAUUUCAGGGCCUGGAAAUGGUUUGGAAUUAACAGAAUUGACAGUAGUACAUAGACCAGACUGGCAUCACGUCAUCUUCAAGGCUGCGCCUCCUUUUGGUUGGAAAGUAUAAUGCAGUCACAUCAGGAUAGAGAUAGAAAAAUUCCAAAAAGCUGUAGUGUUGAGGGUUAACUAAGGCUUUUACAAUGAGAUUUUAAGCACAUAAGAUUCCUGAAAAUUCACUGUCAGUGUGGAAACUUGCUAAAUGAUGCCAGCGACAGUUACUACUGAUGGGUAGCUAACGUUAGCUUGAGUAGGACGCUGCUGCAGUACAGUCAUCAGACUGUCUCCAACUACAGUAAAUCUCAGCCUGUAGAUUGAACAUUUGACUUACACGUUGGAGAUUUACACUUGGCCAAACGAUACCUGAGGAUUCAAUCAAAUAUGUUAAUUCAAUUGGAUGUGGAAAGAGUGAAGGGACAUGAUGGCGAUCACCCUUAAUUUAACAAGGUAUCGUGAAUGCUCAGGUUCAGGCAAGGUCACAAAACAAUUAUUAGACAUGCCCAUAAAAGAAAUGCCUAUUUAACAAGAAAUGAAUACAUACAGAAUGAAUGAAUGAAUUAUAAUUCAAACACAUCAAAUUGUGCUGACACUUACAGGAUCUUUUGUUAUCUUUCCUCUAAAAAGGGGCGUGGCCCUGAUGUUUUGCAGAGGACCCGUAUGUGCCGGUCUGGCCUAUUGGCAGCUAGUUGGCGCCAGUAAUUUCUAAUGAGCGAGUAAAGUGGAAAUGCCUGGGAAGUGCGUGUUUAAUUAUGUAUGGCUGUAUCGCUAUACAGGCACACCCAUUUACACUACUUAAAUUAAGUCAUGGAAAUAGAGAACAGUAUCACAGAAAAGUAAAGUAAUUGUUCUGACAGGUAAAAGUGAGUGAAAACCCUGUGUACUACAAGUUAUAAAAUGGCACUCUCUGAUAAUAAUUUUAAAAUUUGUGCAGGUUUCAUUUUGUAAAUAAAACACCAGACAGUACAACACUACUACAUUUACAGUCAGUCAAACUUUGCUGGCACAGAGUCAAACUGAAAAGGCAGUCGUACAGAUUACAUGUCAUGUAACUGAUCAACUUAAAAUGCAACAGCUUUCCCUUAUUUGUGUUCAGAGUUAAUAUAGCGAACAAAGUGAAGGAUAUCACACAACUCUUUGAAACAUUUUUUAACAUUACUGAAUCUUCUUACAACAAUGAAGUGUCUGAUGAUUUUCUAUACUCAUACAAAUGUAUGAGUAAUGAUAAAGAAAUCUUGGCUCCUCGUUUGACAGCAAUUUUAGUUUUGAGCAGCACCACGGUGCUUGUGCAACCAUGUUUUUACCAUGUUAGAAGUAUUUCAAAAAAUACAAUGUAAACUUUUACACGCCUCCACCUCAUCACGCCAGGAUCACUGCCACUGCCUCUUUACUUGCCAGAACCAAAAAGACGUUACUGAUCAAUUUUAAGGCUUUUCAUGGCCUCUGUUCUAGCUAUAUCUCUGACCUUUAGGGCUUUUCACACUGCACAGCCCAGGACUAGCAGCAGUGUUAAAAUGUCACCAGUAGCAGGGCUUUAUUUGAGACGGGGCUAAAACAUCAAAAAGGGAUAAAACAGCUAAAAGAAUGAAAAGUAAACAUCUAGUGUUUUAACUUUUCCAGCAGCAGCAAAUAGAGGAAAUGUUGCUAUUCUUGUUUUCAUUAAGUUAGCUAGUGUGCUAGGUACUUAAGGUUUCUGACAGUAGUGGUUACCAUUGUUACAACUUAAAGCACAGGUGAACUGGUGACAUAACCAAGGAGUCGUGUGAUAGGACAACAAAAAUGUGAUGCGAAGCAGCUCCUUUUCAGCUCCGGCAACUUUUACCCUGUGUUUAGUCAAAUUUCAUUGGCUAACUCUGCUCUGGAGCCAACCAAUAAGCCCUAAGUUAAUGUCAUGUUAGCCCACUUGGAAUGUGCCAGGACUGUGCCCGAGGAAAUCCGAUCAGCUGAGUCUGUAAACUCUUUUAAAGUUCCUCUUCAAGCAUUGAUUAAACCCCCAAAACUAAUUUCUAUUCAUCAGAAUUACGUGAAAAAAAUCCCUUCCCUUCAUGCCUUAAAAUGGCUUAGAUUUAAUUUUAUACAUUUGCCUUAUUUAGUAUGUGCAGAUCUAUGAAUAUGCAUACUGGCCCCUACCACCAUCUCCAGCCACCCCUCAGCCACCCAGCUGCAGCUCGAGCGCACCUGCUAAUGUUACAUAAACCAUGUUCCCCAUCGACAGCUCUGACAAGUUAAAAUGAACCUGGCUCCUCCUCUGAUAACAAUCGUUUAAUUUCCCAGUAGCGUUAUGCUAACGAUAUGAAGAGCCUCACCCUGUGAGGAGAUUGGCUCCUUAGGUUUGUGAUGCAACAAACCUUGGCAGUCUGAAUGUGCGUUCUUGAGACUGUCACUGUAGUUCUCCGAUCUGCUUAUGUUGCUCAUAUGUCUAAUAGUAUUUUAAAAACACCAUAUUGACAUAUUAAUAAGGUUUAUAAGUUAUAAGGGUAAUACAUUUUCAUUGGAGGAGGUCUUUAUUUUUCUUAAAAAAUAAUUUAAUCAGAGAGAAUUUUCCAAUUUUAUUAAGUUUCAGUUUCCUUUCAACUGCCUUUUAUUUCCUUAACAAGUUCCUAUUCUUACCCUUUCCUACACUGUAUUGGAUUCAAUACACAUUGUUUUUUAUCAGUUUUUUUUAACCUGAUGAUUUAAUGACUUUUCUGUUUUUUUGCUGCCUUGUGAAGCACUUUGUCACGUGAAUUUUGAAAAAUGCUUAAAAAUGCUUGAUGCUUAAAAAGAUU